This is a messenger RNA of Prorocentrum cordatum, 1479 nucleotides long. The record is from the annotation of a GenBank genome assembly. Lineage: Eukaryota; Dinophyceae; Prorocentrales; Prorocentraceae.
GUCCACCAGAUGCAGGCGCAGAUCGACGCGCUUCUUGCGCAGAGGGCGAUGCUUGGGAUGCCGAUGCCGACGAGCCCGAUGCUUGGGGUUAAGCAGGAUGACUUCGAAAUGAAGAGCGAGGCGGGCGACGACGACGCAGCGGCCGAGGCGCUGGCAGGCGAUCUUGCACAGGCUGUUGGUCCGCCAGCCGAGGAGGCAGCAGCCCCUGACGAUGCAGCAGCCAGCGAGGAAGAAAGCGAGGUCCCAGCGGCGCAGGCUGAUCCAACGCAGGCCCCCGAAGCAUCGGGCAGCGAGGACGGGGGCGACGACCUGCCGCUGGCGCGCGCUGAGCUGGCUAGGGAGGGGGACAUGUUCCAGAGGAACCAGCGUGAGCUCAAGCAGCUGCGGGAGAGGCAGGCGGAGCUGCAGCGCGUGCUCGAGAUGGCCGAGGGCACGGAGCGCCGCAUCAAGAAGAAGAGAGCCGACCGCGAGCAGGCCGCCAGGGAUCGAGGAGCUUCUCGGAUGGCUGCGUCCCUCGAGCCAGUGCCCGUCCCCAAGCGCUCUCGCGUCGACGAGGUCCUGGGGCGCGGCCGCGACACGGUGAGUACCGAGCUGGACGCCGAGUUGGCAAACGGCCCAUCGUCAGCCGCUGUGACGCCAGUCCCUCGCCCUUCAGAGACGCCGCCGUCCACGCCGAUGAAGCAGCCCGUGGACCAGAAGAGCGCCCUGGCUGACAUCUCGAAUGCGGUUGCUGAGAAGCUUAGGAAUGACCCCAGUUCCUUGACAGAAAACACGGCUGGCCAUAACUUCGUACCUCGUGGGCUCGACAAUGUGGCCGAACAGCAAGCUGGUGAGCAGGGGCCUCAUGAUGAGGCGUCCACCGACGAGCUCGAGACGAUGUUGGAGGAGAUGAAGGGAAAGCGGGGCGCUGGUGACGUUGAAAUCCGCCUCGCGGUUGCCGAGCAGAGCUACAACUUCGGCGUGCGCUCAGCCAUUGGCAACAAGCUGGAUCGGGACCUCAAGGCGAACCCCGCGAAGGAUUUGGAGUGGAAGCAGGACAAGAGCAAGGAUAAGGACUGGCGCGAGAGGGGCGAGCUCAUGACCUUCCUCAAGAUGGCCUACGAGGAAGGGGGUCCCGCUGGGCAGACGGACCCAGGCUCAUACCAGGAGAGCUUCAAGCGGGAGUGGUCGAAGACGAUCGCGCACACGAAGGGGCCGAAGGCCAUCGAGAACGGGAGCUCUGGCACAGCAGGCGGCGGCGGCGCCGCGGACGUGGUGCAGAAGCAGCUCGCUACCGCCAAGAAGCUCACAGAGGCCAUCAAGGGCGCGCUCUCUGCUGGCAAAGCGAUGCUGGAUGACAUCAAUGAGAAGGCUGAGUUCAAGUGGGCCAGGACCGACGAGGUGGAGGGCUUGAUGGACGCCAAGGAGCAGGCGCUGCGCACGGCCGCGAGGAGCAUCGCGCUGGCUAGCAUGCUGAUGUCGAACACGGAGCUGGCGCAG